AUGAAUGGAAGAAAAUAAUAGGAAGACAGCUACGAAUGAAUGAAUAUGCUGAGGAAGAGGAAAUUUUAAUUCACAACUUUGACUGCGACAAUCCUGUUUCGUUAUAUAAAUUAUUCGUCACGGAUCACAUACUUGAAAUAAUCGCAGAAGAAACAAAUAAAUACGCUACACAAAGCAUAAAUAAUUCUGCAUGUAACAGCACAAGUCACCAACGGGCCUGGGAGCCUAUUACAAAAGAUAAAAUAAAUACUUUUUUUGGCAUCUUGCUAAUUAUGGGUAUAGUAAAGGUACCAGACAUUAGAUUAUACUGGUCACAAAAUGACAUAUAUGCAAACGCUCGUAUUAAAAAUGCGAUGAAACGUGACCGAUUUAUAUUUAUUCUCAAAUAUUUACACUUCUCCGACAAUACCACGGCUAGAACAGAAGAUCGAUUAUAUAAAAUAAGAAAUGUAUUUGAAGCAAUUGUGCACACAUUUAAAAGCACUAUUAAACCUGGAAAAAACAUUGUUAUCGACGAAAGUAUGAUUCCGUGGAGAGGACGUCUUAUUUUUCGCCAAUAUAUUCCAGGCAAGCGUCAUAAGUAUGGCAUAAAAGCAUACAAACUGUGCCUUCCUGAAGGUUAUACCUAUAAUAUGGAGAUUUAUGCAGGGAAAAAUGCAGAACCAAUCGCCAAGACACAUUCUCAUGACGUAGUCAUAAAAUUGAUCAGAGAUUUAUUAUUCGAGGGCCGCAUACUAUUUACAGAUAGUUUUUAUACUAGUAUCCCUUUGGCCGAGGAAUUAUUGCAAAAAAAAACAUUUAUUUGUGGAACAAUAAAAAAAAACAAAAAACAUCUACCACCACAAUCAAAGCAAAAGCAAGUUCGGGGUAGCAUUAUAAGUUUUGAAAAUCACAAAGGAGUAAAAUUUAUGAAAUGGACCGACAAAAGGCCCUUGUCUUGGAAGAACACUAAAAUGGUACAGAAAAGUUAUGAUAGAAAUAAUAUGCGGAACAUGCCUGGUAAAUGCAUGGUAUAUCCACAAAAAAUGGGGAACUAAAAAAAUUCCAAUUUUAAAAUUUCGAGAACAAAUUAUCGAUCAUCUUUUGAACAAAAAUCAUCACAGAGAAAUCGAAGAAGCUGAAAUAGAAAAGAGAAAUCCGUCAAGAAAACGUACACAUUUUCUACAAUCAUACAAAGGGGCUGCCAGGAACACAAGAAAACGAUGUAAAGAAUGUUACAAACAAUUAUCAAAAAUACGAAAUAGAUUAUAUGCCGCGAAAAAAAGUAAAAAAGUAACGACAUAUUGUACGCGUUGUAAGGGCCAGCCCACAUUAUGCUUAGAAUGUUUUGAAAAGUUGCAUAGAUAUAAAUAAAAAUAAAUAAAUAAAUUUUUUAAUUUUUAAAUAUAUAAGAUUAUUUUUUAAGAUUAAAUAAAUAAAAAAUACUCAAUUUUAUAUGUAAUGUUGAGAAAAAAUAAAAUCAACUUAUUUUUUUAACGACGAAUUUUCUGAAAACGCGUGACCCACUUGUGGGUCACGCCGCCCCACGGAACAGUCAAGUGUGAUCCACCGGUGGGUCACGUCGCCCCACGGAACAGUCAAGUGUGACCCACCGGUGGGUCACCCCGGCGUGAACGUGUUAAUCGGCAACUGACAGCCCAAUUUAUUCCUUCAGCUGCGUCGAGCCAAAGCCCGCCAGUGCGACUCGUCCGAGCCAAAUGGUUGACAUGCAGAAACACUUCAGCUCAUUGCCAGGACUGAUUUCGAGCAUGCAGAAGUUGCUCAUGAGGAACGAUCAGCUGCGUGGAUCAUUGAAGAUUUUCCUGUCAUGAGCAACUGCAGAGAUUUCCAACAGCAUUGAUCAAAUCGUGCAUGGCAUCCUUGAGAUAUAUGACUCGUGCAACAUACUACCAGUGGACGAGCAGAGAAAACUCAAGAUACAUGUCGACCCAAAGACUGAUAUACCAGUUAUUAUGGUAAGUUCUUUCAUUGUUUCUUCAGCUUGCUGAUUUCACAGGGUUUAGGAAGUUACUUGUUGAGAAGUAACUUACUUCGUGUUACUCCCGCUCAUUUUGAAAAAUAACUCGUCACUGUUACUCAAAAAAUAACAAAUCGUUACAUGACUUCCAUUGUUUUCUUCUUCACCAGGUUUCAAAGUUUCCUCUGUUUUUGAUUUACUUCUACUUCUUCCUAUGUAGAUGCAUCUUACGUACUACAAGAUAACAGUAAAUAAUGAUUAUUUUCUUUAUUCAUACCAUUAUUGGUACUGGCAGUAACAAUAACAUAAUAAUCAACACAAUAAUAUAAAGUAGAAAUUAAAUGACAUGAAAAAUGAUAUAUAAAAUUAAGAAAAUACCUUUGACACUUUAGUCUUUAUCAAGGAACUUGAGUUCGUCAUGACUUCGACAACGUCUUUGUUGGUGGUAAAGGUAGAGGCAUGCGGAUAUAUUUCGAGAAAUGAAAACUCAACAAAGUUCGAAACGGUUGGACGCGACGAAUUGCGAAGCAAGCUCUCGAAAUUUAAUUUUGCUGGAAUAUCGUUGGAAGCGUGCAAUUGUCACACACGAAACGUGAUGCUGAAACCAGUACAACAUAAUACAUCGGAAGACAGUAUUUUUUUAUAAUACUAAUCCAUAAUACUCAUUAUUAUUUCAUAAUAAUAUUAAAUGAUUAGUUAUUAUUAUUAAGCAACACGUAACCAUAAUGAUAAUACUAUGCGUUAUUAUAAUUAUUUUAAAUUAUGUGAUUUUAUAAUUUUUCGGGGAAACGCUAUCAAUAUCUUGGGAAGAUUUAUUUUAGAAGACUAUCUCGGUAACUGGACUUCGGGAUUGUCUUUUUAUGAUGUUCACUUUCAAAUUUCGGGAGAGUAAGGGAAGAGGUAUACGCUUCUUUUUCUUUUCUGAGCACAAUGCAAGCUGAUCGACAGAUAAACGGAAUCGAGCGCAUUCGGCCGCCCAGAGUCCUUCAAGUAAAAGUCUGAACAUCUCUGAUUUUUUCAUCAAAAAUAGUAUCUGCUUUAAAUGCUUUUUUGCACUGCCACGUUGUUUCACUUCUUAUGUUGUUUUUUACGCACACGCGGCAUCUCUUUAUACGUAAUUUCUCAUCGUCACUUUCAUAUAAUGCAUCCGACUUAUACAUGUUACAGGGAUUAUUUAUAAUCUUUACUAAACUCAAAUAUUGGCUAGUAUAACAUUCACUGUGCGAGACUCCUGCUAAACUGAAUGUUACUUUGAGUGUGCUCCUUCUUAUAUGUUUGAUGCUUUUUUGUUCUUGGGCCAUCUCGAACGUUAUAAACAAACGAGAAUCGACGCACGAGUGAAGCAACUAUGUAAUCUAAUUGGAAACUGCACGGCGUCCGCCGAAAAAAACGUUUGACGAGUCAGACUCGUCAAAGUCUACAGUGGCCCAUGAAAUGAAUGAUGAGUCACACUCGUCAUUGUAUGUCAAGGGGUUAAUAUAUAAACUCACAGUACACUUUUAUGUUAGCACAAAUAAAUCUUUAUUCUUCGCCAUUAA
Dinoponera quadriceps is the source of this 3495-nucleotide messenger RNA. Its product is annotated as piggyBac transposable element-derived protein 4-like. NCBI's taxonomy places the organism in Eukaryota, Metazoa, Arthropoda, Insecta, Hymenoptera, Formicidae. The transcript has 2 exons. The coding region runs from base 36 to 1037 and encodes 333 amino acids. The record is from RefSeq and is a predicted model, not a curated record.